AUGCCAGUUUAUAUGGUGGAUACUAUGGCGGCGCCCACAGCGGCGGCUACUGUUUAUACUCGAACUGUUGCCACCCAUCCAUCGGUGGAUGCGGCCCUUGUGGGCCCUUGCCAGGACCGUGCUGUGGACUCUCUUGCUAACCAGGAGCUGAUUGCAGUACAGUGGCCGAACGACGAUUAUGCAUUGAACAGAAAUGCGCACUUAGCUGUGUCACUGCUGACAUUUGUGACUCUCUCGGCCAUCAGCCUGCUUUGGUUCCUCACAGAGUAUAUAGUAUUGUCUAAUCAUAAAAGACCCGCCGGACCCCGCGGUCGCUCGCCACCGACCGCAAAGCGCGCGGGUGCCACCCGCCGAGGCUGCGGGUAUUAUUACGUGAAUUCUACAGAAGCUGCGGUCCCGCAACCGCAGCGGACGCGGGCGAAAAUCGCUCCAAGACCCGCCGGACCCCGCGGUCGCUCGCCACCGACCGCAAAGCGCGCGGGUGCCACCCGCCGAGGCUGCGGGUAUUAUUACGUGAAUUCUACAGAAGCUGCGGUCCCGCAACCGCAGCGGACGCGGGCGAAAAUCGCUCCCUGGUUAUCAAAGGAAGAAAAAAAAUCCAUGUUCGUAGCUGGUUACGAAAGAUCAGUUACGAUGGUGGACCAAAGGCACCACAGAGGCGAAGCCUCCCAACUCACAAAGGCCCACACCACAGAGGCGAAGCCUCCCAACUCACAAAGGCCCACACCACAGAGGCGAAGCCUCCCAACUCACAAAGGCCCACACCACAGAGGCGAAGCCUCCCAACUCACAAAGGCCCACACCACAGAGGCGAAGCCUCCCAACUCACAAAGGCCCACACCACAGAGGCGAAGCCUCCCAACUCACAAAGGCCCACACCACAGAGGCGAAGCCUCCCAACUCACAAAGGCCCACACCACAGAGGCGAAGCCUCCCAACUCACAAAGGCCCACACCACAGAGGCGAAGCCUCCCAACUCACAAAGGCCCACACCACAGAGGCGAAGCCUCCCAACUCACAAAGGCCCACACCACAGAGGCGAAGCCUCCCAACUCACAAAGGCCCACACCACAGAGGCGAAGCCUCCCAACUCACAAAGGCCCACACCACAGAGGCGAAGCCUCCCAACUCACAAAGGCCCACACCACAGAGGCGAAGCCUCCCAACUCACAAAGGCCCACACCACAGAGGCGAAGCCUCCCAACUCACAAAGGCCCACACCACAGAGGCGAAGCCUCCCAACUCACAAAGGCCCACACCACAGAGGCGAAGCCUCCCAACUCACAAAGGCCCACACCACAGAGGCGAAGCCUCCCAACUCACAAAGGCCCACACCACAGAGGCGAAGCCUCCCAACUCACAAAGGCCCACACCACAGAGGCGAAGCCUCCCAACUCACAAAGGCCCACACCACAGAGGCGAAGCCUCCCAACUCACAAAGGCCCACACCACAGAGGCGAAGCCUCCCAACUCACAAAGGCCCACACCACAGAGGCGAAGCCUCCCAACUCACAAAGGCCCACACCACAGAGGCGAAGCCUCCCAACUCACAAAGGCCCACACCACAGAGGCGAAGCCUCCCAACUCACAAAGGCCCACACCACAGAGGCGAAGCCUCCCAACUCACAAAGGCCCACACCACAGAGGCGAAGCCUCCCAACUCACAAAGGCCCACACCACAGAGGCGAAGCCUCCCAACUCACAAAGGCCCACACCACAGAGGCGAAGCCUCCCAACUCACAAAGGCCCACACCACAGAGGCGAAGCCUCCCAACUCACAAAGGCCCACACCACAGAGGCGAAGCCUCCCAACUCACAAAGGCCCACACCACAGAGGCGAAGCCUCCCAACUCACAAAGGCCCACACCACAGAGGCGAAGCCUCCCAACUCAUAAAGGCCCACACCACAGAGGCGAAGCCUCCCAACUCAUAAAGGCCCACACCACAGAGGCGAAGCCUCCCAACUCAUAA
Molecule: messenger RNA, 1971 nt
Organism: Spodoptera exigua (beet armyworm)
Lineage: Eukaryota; Metazoa; Arthropoda; Insecta; Lepidoptera; Noctuidae
Source: the annotation of a GenBank genome assembly